AUGGGUUUAUUAAGCGUGGCCGAAAUGAAAUUGUUCGCUCCAUUUAUUGUUGUGAAGGCUUUUUCUGUCAUUGUGGACGCGAUGCCGUCUAAUGAAGAACGGAUGGUUUAUUUAAGUAUAAAAAAUUACGACGUUACUCACGGUUAUAUCAAUCCUCAACUUUUGGCCAGCUUUACACCGAUUUGGAAGGAAAAGGCAAUCAAAAACGCGGUAAAAGAGUACGCAACUGCACCGCAAAUGCCGGUUGAUUUGACUCUUGAGCGUUUCCUAGAAGCGAUGGAAUCCUCAGCAUCGACCUCGUUAGACACUCGCAGGUCGUCCAGUCAUAUAAGCGUGUUAACUGAUGAUUUUCUCGAAGAACUAGGUAUAUCGAUGACUCCAAAGUCACGUAAACAAUCUGAUGAAUCCGCUGAGCAUACACGGACAGAUACGGAGGAAUCUCAAACGGCAAAGGUUGCAAUGAACAUGCCAAAGAUUCACAGCUCGCUAAUCUUAAGAAGACUAUUCGGAGAUCGUAUCACAAGUUUAGAGACAUAUUUGCACGAGGUGGUCGGACCGGAUGUUUGCCUUGUAAUCAAAGAAGAUAAAGAAGAUUAUAUUAGAUUUCUUAGGGAUUCGUAUGCAUUUGCUUACACGAAGGUGGAGCCCACUUCGGAAAGUGUAGAACGUUUUGGCCUUCCAAAUUUAGUAGACAAGGUAAUUGAAGAUUCAAUAAUGGUCGGGAAGACAUUCUUGAGAAAUGUAUUGCUGAACGGAUAUAGACAGCAACGUGUUGGCAAAGAAAAAAUCACAGAGAAUUUCUAUCCGAAUAGUCUUGUGGAAUACAUAAAGACUUCGACUUCAUGGCAAACGCUCUUUCGUAGAAUUGGGGCUAAAUUUAUAGAACAUCUUCUAAAGAAUGCAGCAAUCUUUAUCGGAUUGGAGAAUGGCUGCUUCUUUCAGAUUACUGGUCCUCCGAUUAAUCACAACCUUAAUGCUACUGUUCGCACUAACCCAGCUUUCAGUAAAAAGCGUGGUAGUGCACCGGAGGUUGCUCAUAUUACCAGAAAGAAUGUCACAAAGAAACGACGUUUGCACGAACCGAAACAAGACCUCGAUCCAGAUGUUUCUCAACAGGAGUCGAUCGGCAAGAACUUGCCCGAAAAAUCUACGAUUGCUGAAUCGAAAAGCACGGACGCAUCGAUCGCGGCAGGCAACGUUUACGAAAAGCCAACGCGAACGUAUACAAAUCUAACAUUUUCCCCGUCAGCUCUAUUUUAUGCACGAGCGAGACGUACUCAGAAACAAAUCUGGAUAGGCCUUUCCUUCAAACAUAUCUUUAACCGUAUUGUAAAAAUGAAAAAGGGGGGAAGAAAAGAGUAUGGUGCCACACACGUUAUGCGAUACAUAUUUCCUAAACAGUUUGGAAUGCCAAACGUCUUUGAUACGGUACACCAGAAGGGAAUAGUUGUAAACGCUCUCGGCAACACGUUUUAUCGUGAGGCCGAUAUAAUGAUUGCCGGAGAGAAACCGGUCCCGAAGCAUCUCGUUCAUAUUGGAAAAGAUAUCGAAAAAAUCAUAAAUUCACACAAAAGCUGUCCGUAUCCGGCAUUUUAUGAUCAAUGCUGUCCCAAGAAGGUCGCGGCAUUUGUUCAUCGCGUCAUAAGACGGCUCGUCCCUGACACGUUCUGGGGUGGCGUUGAGAAUAGAAAUUCUAUUUUCGAGAAAAUUUAUAAAUUUAUUUGCUGUGGACGAAACGAGUGCACAACCCUACACGAAAUGCUCCAGGGAAUCAAGCUAAAGAAAUGUGGUUGGCUUGUAAGAGCAGUCCAAGACCAAGAUGCAGAAAGUGCCUCCCAAAAAAAGCGCGUUGUCUACUUUAGACACGACGUAUGGGAAAUGAUUACGGAGAAUAAGCGAAUGGAGCUGAUGAAAUCAACAUAUGUCGAGAUUCCCCAAGACAAGUUAUCAGAAUAUGAGGGAAAAACUCUCGGUUACGCGACUCUUCGAUUGGCUCCUAAGGUCGGCGGAUUUAGACCAAUCACAAAUCUAAAUAUGCCAGUUAGACGAAUAAAUGGAGCCCCUUCACAGAUACUUAACGAAAAGGCUCCGUCUCCAAAUAAUUUAUUAUCAGAUGUAUUUAAUAUUUUGACGUUGGAAAAGUCGCGAGUGCUCGGCGAUUCCUAUAUCAGCGGCCUAGGAAGAGCCUACGAGCAUUUAAAAGCCUUUAAAAAACGAUUGACAGUCAGUAGCGCGUUAUUGUACUUUGCAAAAGUUGAUAUACAAGCAUGUUUUGACACGAUUAACCAAAACGUCCUGAUGGACAUUGUCAAGGACAUUGUCUUAAAGAGCGAAUAUUAUAGAGAUGCAAAUGUUUGGCUCGUUCGUUCAACCAGCGAUAGUAUUACAAAGCAUCAGAUACGUCGGCCUUCAUACGCUGACAAUUUUACACAGUUCAGCAACGUUGCGCAUGAACUAGCCGAGUCCAGGCACAAUGCUAUCUUUGUUGAUGACUGUAUCUACUAUAAAAAGUCGACAGACAAGCUUCUCGAACUGUUAGAAGAGCAUGUUGAUGACAAAUACUACAAACAGCAUACUGGUAUUCCGCAGGGCUCUAUAAUUUCAACAUUGUUGUGCAGUUAUUUCUUUAAUGAAAUGGAGCGAGAAAAGCUCCCGUUUGUCCGUGAUGAGGACAGUCUGCUUCUCCGCUAUAUUGAUGACUUUUUAUUUAUAAGUCUCGACAAAGGAAAGGCAGAAGAAUUUUUAAGGGUGAUGUUUGAAGGACAUUCACAUUAUGGAUGCUUGGUAAACAAGACAAAGAGUAUAACAAACUUUGAGACAGAAAUCUGUGGACAUAAAAUGGGUGAUGGCAUGGUUGUUGAAGAACCUAUUGGUGAGCAUUAUCAACAUGAUGUAUUGAUACAUUUUAGAAAACUAGAAUCUAACCACUUGUAUAUUGAUAUAUUCUUUGUUAGAUUUCUCAUGGUGUGGUGUCCUGAUAAAUACAAAGACCUUGGAAGUGAAGUGCGAUUAUUCCCGAUAUGUGGACAUGCGAUGAUGCAUCCUGGUUGGCAGGACAUUUUUGUCAGCUUGGACUUGAACACCAUACAGACAGUCUUCCUCAACCUCUAUCAGAAUUACAUAGUGGCAGCAAUCAAGUUCCGUCAUUAUCUCCAGGCACUGAGACGAUCUGGUUACCAUUCGGAUGAGGAGCGUGUUGCUGAAGCUAUAUACUACGCGUGCGAAUAUCCGUGCGUGCUGAAGGCGGGAAGUCCUAUGUUUGUACCGCGCUUUAGGAAACGGCAACUUAAAUGGCUUGGGACACAUGCGUUUCUCCGUGUAUUUAAAAUGAUCAAAAGACAAUACCCAUGCCUAGUUAAGAAUUUGAAGAUAGUUAAGCAUCAGUAUUGCCGAGAAGAUGUCGAGGUACUUUAUUUUGCUUCUGACAUAAAUAACAGCGAGACUUUGAAGACAUUACUAUACGGUGCUGAUAUUCAAAAUCUGACCGUGGAUAAAUAG
Molecule: messenger RNA, 3498 nt
Organism: Paraglomus brasilianum
Lineage: Eukaryota; Fungi; Glomeromycota; Glomeromycetes; Paraglomerales; Paraglomeraceae
Source: the annotation of a GenBank genome assembly